This is a messenger RNA of Pestalotiopsis fici W106-1, 270 nucleotides long. RefSeq lists its product as uncharacterized. The transcript is spliced from 2 exons. The coding region runs from base 1 to 270 and encodes 89 amino acids. The record is from RefSeq and is a predicted model, not a curated record. Lineage: Eukaryota; Fungi; Ascomycota; Sordariomycetes; Amphisphaeriales; Sporocadaceae.
AUGGCGAAAGCAGGCCCGAAGCGUUUCGCGCCGCUGAGAGAAGGCAUCAGCCACUCCAACGAUUUGCCGAAGUUGAGAGGAGUAGUCUUUGACGUUGAUGGAACCUUGUGUGAACCUCAGAAUCACAUGUUUGUGGAGAUGCGAGAUGUUUUAGGGAUUCCAAAGUCUAUUGACAUUCUUGACCACAUAUACUCACUGUCUCCUGAAUCGAAACAGGAAGAGGCCAUGGAACAGAUUCGGGCCAUUGAACGCCGGAACAUGUCCGAGUAA